GUGCUUCGCCAUGCUCCAUAUGUGGCAGAUGCCUUGGCCGCCCACAUUUGCAGUAUGAUUGGCCUCCAGGUCCCGGACCUUGCCAGCACGCUGCGCAACCGAUUGCAGAACCCACAGCACAUCCGGGACCCGCUUCCGGCUCCACGCAUAUUCGAGUACUGCGGGAAGCGGUACUUGUUGAAGAACAUGGCUUUCCUUCCAGCACCACCCGUCCUUCCGGCACCACUCGUGUCUGUGCCUAUGCCAGUGCCCACGCCAGGUGCUGCACCGGCUGGGUCGGUCGUGCCUCCACCACCUGCCACACCCCCACCAGACGAGACCAUGAUUCCACCACCACCGCCUCCCCUUGUGCCAGCUACGACUUCCGAGGUCCCGAGCCCACCAUCUUCGCCGCCGACCUUUGCUCCGGCCACGCCGCCGAUGGCACCGGUUGUGGGUGGGGCUGUCCGCACCGUCUCGGAUGUGGAAGAUGAGCUGAAGAAAGAGGAUCCGAAGGAGAAGCGCAAGAAGAAGCAUCGAGCGGAUUGGUGGGGCGGCUUUUGGGACGGCCGUGGACAUGACUGGUGGGCUUGGUCCCGCUACGCCUACGAUUCCUCCUAUGAUGGAGGAGCCUGGUGCUACCAAGUCUACGGAAAAGGAGGCUACCAGUCUUGCGGAAAAGGCCGCCAGAGAGGCGGAGGUGCCAAAGGCAACGGUGGGAAGAGCAAGGCCAAAGGCGGCAAAGCCGCCUCUCCGGUGGCUGCAGCUCCUACUACGCCUACGCAGCAGCCCACUGGCGCCGAGAUCUCCGCCGUCACGAAAGCCUUCAAGUUCCAGUGA
Symbiodinium necroappetens is the source of this 819-nucleotide messenger RNA. NCBI's taxonomy places the organism in Eukaryota, Dinophyceae, Suessiales, Symbiodiniaceae. The record is from the annotation of a GenBank genome assembly.